Messenger RNA from Exophiala spinifera, 3540 nucleotides. RefSeq lists its product as uncharacterized. NCBI's taxonomy places the organism in Eukaryota, Fungi, Ascomycota, Eurotiomycetes, Chaetothyriales, Herpotrichiellaceae. Bases 1 to 3540 code for a protein of 1179 amino acids. The record is from RefSeq and is a predicted model, not a curated record. The transcript has a single exon.
AUGGAAGCAGAUCGAUCUCCCCCGCUCGUAGGACAUUUCCUAGAAUUGGCCUCGCAAUGGCCGACAGCGAGAGUAGCGGUACAACUUAUCAGGCUGACGAGAACAACAAUUCUGAGGUAUGUCGAAUGUCCUCUCGCGCUGGAAGAUACGAGCACUGAUGGAACCCUUAAGCUAUGUUCGUUGUGCCUGCAAGUGGACCUCUCCAUUGACAAGUUCAUCAUCAGCAAGAAGGGGUUAUUGCGCAAUCAAACUUUCGUGACAGACCCUCAGGGAAACCUGACCCAGACCAAGGACUUUCAAUUGAGUUCGGGUACUUCUAGAAGGGUUUUUUCGACUUUCGAUCAAGUGCAAGAAAAACGGAAUAAUUGCCACUUCUGCGACUUGAUAUGGCAGGCAGUCACACGCUACAGCCGCCGGGUUCCCGACUCGUCAACGGAGCUGUUCCUCACCUGGGAGGUCGAUGGCCGCCGGAUUGCUUCCACCAACGAAUCUCUCGUCAAUAGAACCAGGAGAAUACGUCUAUCGUGGGGCGGCAACGACGGCAAGGAGGAGAAUGUGUACCUUGUCCUUGUUGCACCAACAGGCUUGCGUAGGCCUAAUUCGGACGCUUAUGCUUCUUCCGCAACCAAUACACAUUUCCUUGGCAGAGGCAGAGUGGACUCGAGCGAGAAACAGGCCUUGAUGAAAAGUUGGAUCGACUUGUGUGCUCAGAAGCACGGCGCGAGCUGUCAGAAGAAGCAUGGGACCAAGACCGAGUUCAAGAAACUGAUAGAGGGCACCUUUUUCGGUGUCAUUGAUGUCAUCGACAUGCAGCUAAAGGCACUUCCGCUCGUGGACGGGGAGCCAGAACGGUUUGUUGCAUUGAGCUAUGUCUGGGGCAAACGACCAAAUGGCGAGCACACAUACACCACGACAAGAAAUAAUGUCAUGAUCCAUAUCCAACACGGAGGUCUGGAGAAAGCGUGGCAUAAACUACCCAAAACUAUACAAGAUGUCAUCUUACUCGUGAGCCGGCUCGGGGAAAGAUAUGUCUGGAUCGACUCCUUGUGCAUCGUGCAGGACAGCCUGAGCUCGUGGGAGCUCAAUGCGAAAGCUAUGCACCUCGUUUAUGGGAAUGCGCAUUUUACGAUCUGUGCCGCAGAUGGCGAAGCGACAACAGGACUUCGGGCUGUUGCACCUGUCUUACGAACUCCUGUUCACAGAGCGGCGCCUACUACUGAGCGCGUUACGGCCGUUAGGUUUUCAGAAGAUACCAUUGACCGACACUCCGACGACACUAUGCACUCGGAGCCGAUCACUGCCCAAAUUCUUCCGGGAAUCAAAUUACUGGUAUCUCGACCUCCAGAAGCGGUGGUCCAGAAUUCAUUGUGGAAUCAGCGUGGCUGGACCUUCCAGGAACGGCUCCUCUCCCGCCGGUGUCUUAUCUUUGCAGAAGGCCAGGUCUAUUUCCAAUGCCGCUCAGCGGUCAUGUCUCAGGACAUCUUCAACGACGGCGGUACUACUGGUUGGUCUCUAGACUGGACCAAUUCCCCUCUCCGAACUCUGGGAGAACUCCGGCGUCGAGCUUUCUGGUUUUACAUGACAUGCAUUAGGCUUUAUACCGGGCGUGAACUGACAAAGCCGAAAGAUGUUCUUACCGCAUUUCAAGGAACCUCCUGGCUGCUGCAGCAGCAUUUGAACGCGCCAUUGUUCUACGGUCUUCCUGUAUCACAUUUCGAUCUUGCACUGCUCUGGAUGCCGCUUACCGUGCUCCAUCGCAGGAGGCAACCGAGGAUCCACCGGUCAAACAGGGGACCAUGCAGUCAAGAUGAACUGGGUAACUGCAAUUGCAAGAUGGACGAAGAGGGCGAUGGGGGCAAAGAGUUCCCCAGCUGGUCUUGGUGUGGCUGGGUUGGUGGCAAAGCAGGAUAUCAGACUGAGAUGAUUGAAGGAUGCCUAUUGAAUGUCAGAGAAUGGCUCAGACACCGUACCUGGAUCCUGUGGUAUGUACGAGACCUAGAGGGCAAUCUUCGGCCGCUGUGGGAUAAGAGCGCAUUUGGAGAAGAUCUGAGCGAAGAUGCAAGCUGGAAAGGGUACGCUGGGAAUGGUAAAAGUCAAGUCCAGCGCCGCGCUCGAAGUCGAAGUCGAAGUCGAAGUCGAAGUCGAAGCAGGCGGCGGAUGUCACGAGUCCCAUUGUCACCGCCUAGCUUGGUUUCUGACAUGCAUGAGGUCAAUCUUGACGGCACAAGACACAACUAUAUGUCACUGCCUCCCAACGUAUACCGUCCACAAGCACCAGAACCGUCGUACCUUGCGCCCGGGGUGAGGUAUCCACCAUCAUACGGUCCGCCGCAUUACUAUCCACCAACAGCAUAUCCUCCGUUGGCAUACUCCUACGCUCCAUAUCACUAUGAAACCGCCACUGUCCCCGUUCCGGUGGCAGUUCCGCCGCCGGUCAAGCCGCAUCGUCAUGGACAGAAAGAAGGACCCAGGCCGCAAAGUGGAUACGAAAAGAGCGAAAGAGAGUGGGUGAAGCGGGGAAACAAGGACUACCUGCGAAGGUUGCCAACCGGGUACUAUGACCACCCUAUAGACGAAGAGGGCGUGGCCGAGAGGGUCAGAGAACCAUACAUUGUCGACGCAUCUGGUGCAAGCCCCGUCCUUCCAUUUACAGCAAGUAUAGACCCAGGACGGCUUCAAUCAAACGAUCAGCAGGGGUCUGCCAGGACAAGAUAUCCGUCGCGAAGAGACGAUCGGAGCUCCGAUACAAGCUCUAUGAAGACCGAUAAUUCGGCUGUAGUUGAAGAUCUCGACAACACGGGGUCCGAACGAGAUGACGCCUCUGAGGAAGGUCCAGAGAGCGACAGGAGACGUAUAUUCAUCGAGCCCAACACCCCUCGUGGAUCACCAGCACGCACUGCUCCCGGAGGAUAUUCAGACGCGCCGGUAGCAAGUGAGUCGAGUUCAAGCGGAAGAAACAUGGGCGGCAGCAGGCGCCGUAAGAAGGGCAAGUCUUCAAAAGAAGACAUCUACGGCAGGCCGCGGAGAAAAGGGGUCAAGCGAGGGACUGAAUUUACCGGAAUCCUGCCAGACAAUCCGUUCGGAGUCAUCCGGGGGCCGUUUCCAAAGGGCCAGAAGGAUGAGAUACGUGCUAUGCCCAUUCUCCAAUUCUGGACAUGGAGGACGGAGUUGUUUGUGACAUUCCGCGAGCCGCAGACGGCAACGUCGACGUUGGUGAAUGAGCCAUGUCAAUGCGACAUUGUCGACAAGGCCGGAGAUUGGUGCGGAUCCAUUGUGCUUCCGCAGGACUGGAUUGCAGAGAGACAGGGAGUUCCGCUGUUGUUCAUGGCGAUAUCGGACGCCAGGUCUCUCACGUCAGAGGAGUGCCCAGUGUGGAACUAUUACAUUCCCAAGGAGAAGGACGAGUCGGAGUGGGAUCUGUAUUAUGUCUUGCUCUUGAACAGGAAUCGGGAGAGGGCACUCUGGGAACGAGUUGGCUUGGGAAAGGUGUUCCAGGCCGCAUUUGGUGAUGCCGUCUGGGAUGAAAUUAAGCUUGGAUGA